UUUAGUAUUUUUCAUUUAUUUUUAACCAUAGAAAUGUGUGAAGCUACAGGAGAUACAAUCAACUGGAAAAAAUUGUGGCAGUUAACAGCCGGUUUUAACAAUGAAUCUAGCACUAAUUUCGUGGAAAAUACUCUUUUACGAAUUAAAGAUAAUUUAAAAAUCGGACUACUUUAUUAUAAACCGUGUUCCAGAAAGUCUUUAGAGAAACUUAAAACUGACACAAUCAAAGAUGAUUUCAAAUUGAAAACAUUUUUUGAACGGCUUGAAAAAUUCGUGGGGCUUGAUGCAUUGCAGUUAUGGGAUAUUUUAUGUUACUACCUAGUAACUGAAUUUCGUGGUUCUCCUACAGCUUUAGUUAAAUUUACAAUAUCUGAAACAAAAGUAUUACAAUUACUUGUAGACAUAUGGGGCUUUUAUUCAUCAGAACGCAUGUUUAUGUUAAAACUUUUAGGAGUUUUAAUUGAAUACAACAAUAGUGAAUCACAUCCUUACAGAUAUCAGUAUAAGCUUGUUCUCAAUGCUAUUGGUCUUGAAGACAUUAGAGAUUCUCUUUUAAAACAAUUUGAAGGUUUAAUAAGGGAACCACUUCCAACUGUUUUGUCACAUGGUGAUAUAUGUACUCUCCAAAUGCAAAGAUUAUGGGCUGAACGCAAUAUGAGAGAAUUAAUUCAAGUUUUGAAUUUGCUUAUUGUUGUUGUGGGUGAAGUACAUAUGACUUCAACACAGCUAGAAGAACUUAUAAUACUUUUCAAAGAACACAAUUUUGGAAGAGAACCUAGGUACCUGCGCAUUUUAUCGGAGAAACAUGCAGAUGCAAUACAAAGAAUAUCUCAUUUUGAGGCUGUGCUGUUUUUAACGUGUAUGGAUACUCAAAAUUUUGCCAAAAUUUCAAUGGAAACAUGGAUAGGCAAAAUGCAUAAAUCAUUGGAUCAGCUAAUGAUAACAUUACAUUACAAUGAAGAACACAGUGUAUUUCUUUUAUCUUGGAUGUUAUUUAACUAUAAUUUUAAGGGCAAAGAUGCUUUUCAUAAUAGAUACAGUCAGUUUGGUAUUAAGGCUUUGCAAUUAAAUGUUUUUGAAUUUCUGACAAAAGUUCUCAGAAAUGUUUCUUUUAAGGAUAAAUCAAAAUUGUCAAAAACAGCAUACAGAAUAGUAUAUAAUUUGCUCAUUGAUAUGUGUGAAAAUUUUGAUUGCGAUGGUUCUGUAUCGCAUUAUCCUUUUGUCUAUGAAUUGUGUUCCGAGUUGCUUAGUGUAAAAUUUAUUGCAAUGGAUUUUCUUGCAAAUAUAGAGAAAGGAAAUGGUAUAACAACAAUAUGGAAUAGUGCGGUUGAAAUGUUUCCUUAUGAAUUCAAUGCUCUUAGUCAAAUAUGUGAUUCAUUGGCCAAAUGUGGUGAUCCUUGUCAUCAGUUCGUAAUGCAGAAGCUUUCCAAUCUACCAAUAUUCACUGAAUUACAUAAUAAUGCUUGCAUUCGCAUAAUUCCCUUUUCCGGGCCACCUACUUCUGAGCAGUACAUUCUCGAGCAGGACCAUCAGCCUUUAGCGAGCAUAGAUUACAAAAUUCCAGCAGGUUCAAGAGUUCUUAUUAGGGAUAUUAAGAAACCUAAUACCCAGUUGCAAUGCACAUUAAUACAGUUCGGAGCACUGGUUACUUAUUGGAAAGUCUUGCAUUCAGAAAUAAUUCAAUUGUUGGAGGGUACCAGAAGAGGUUCAAUAAAUCCAGAUAUUGAUCUCUUUAUUAGAGUUGAAAGUGGCAUAAAACUAAUAGCAGUUUGUAUGAAGAAUAUUAAGAAAACUUUUGAUGUUCCAGAGCAAUUAGUUUAUCCAACUGAAAUGGUUUUCGAUCUUACUCUUAAGUAUAUGAUAUCAUCAGAUCCUCCAGUCGAUCUUUUAACAAGCUGUUUGAAUGUUUUUGCAAGUUUGGUGCCAUUGUUUGGUGAUGAAAUUCAAAAAAAAUUGUGUAGAACUAAUUUGUUACCAAGCAUCAGUAAUUUUUAUUUGCAUUACAAAGAAUACGCUCGCGGAGAAAGUUUUCAUUCAAAUGGCAUGGGAAAUUUUUUAAUAAAUGUUGCUAAACCAACAGGACAGUUUAAGUUUAUUGUUGCAUAUAUGAAUUUGCUUUCUACAUUUUUUAAUAAACACCCUUCGUCUAGUGUAAUGGAGGUCCGAAUGCCUGGAUUGAUAUUCAUACUCCUCGAUCUAUUUCCUCAUGUAUCGACUUGGCAUUUUAAUGAUGAGAAUGAACGUCACAAUAUUUUGUUCAGCUGUGCACAAAUUUUUCUUAAAAUAUUGCAGUAUGACCAGAGUGAUGAUAGUUUUGGUCAUGAAAUACUACAUAAGACUCUUGUUUAUAGCUUAUUGAAUAUUGAGAAUGGCACAGCUCUAUUAAAAUUAGUUGCAGUUGGGAAUCCUUACUUGCAAGCUUUGAUGGAAGAACAAACAAAUUGGGUAACUGGGCCUGGUAUACAAAAAAUCAGGCUUGUUCAGACUGCUAUAGCAAUAUUAAUGCAGAUAUUGAGAUUAAAAAGAUUAGUUUUGGAAAAAGAUACUCUUGCACCUUUAGAACAUAUAAUCUAUACACAACCAAAACAAAAAGAUGCACUAAGAAUUGUACCAAUUGUCACUGGAUACAUGAAUCAUAUUUUCAAUAAACAUUUGCCCAGUUUAGCUUGCCGCUUACUUAAGAGAUUUGCAUUGGAGAUCCAAAUGUCAUUGAUGGCAUGUCUGGAUAUGGAAUCAGAUCAGAUUAGGCAAAUGUUUCUGGAACGCUUGCGUGAUGAAACAGAGAAUGAAGAUUUAAAAACUGCCAUUUUAGAGCUGGUAGCUGCUUGUGUUGAAAGGCAACCAGGUCUAACAGAGGCUUUUUUUAAAGUCUACCAUCCCCAAGAAAAAUUAAAAACAUUUUACAAAUCUGAAAAGCAUGAUGUGGCCGAAGGAGUUCUCAGUUAUAUGGCAGAAUAUUUGAGUGUUGUUCAUAAGGAUCCUUUACGUUUGAAUAGUCCACUUUUAACUAGAAUUAUGAAUCUUUUCCAUUCACUUUGGAAAAAUCACAUGGAGAUGCUAGUUUCAGAUUUUCGCCAAGAUGAAAAAUUUUGGAAUUAUUUCACAACUCCACUUUUUAGUGAGAUAUGUCCUGAUACUAAAGCAUACUCUCAAAUUCUGAACAUUAUUAGUUUAGAAUUGUUUAAAAAUCAUGGUCUUCUUGAUAAAAAUUUAAAAACAUCUCUUGAAAUACUAUUUGAUAAAAACAAACCUCAUUUAAAAUCACUGUUGGAUCAUGUAUUUGCUAUACCUACAUGUGUGGUUGAACCUAUAUUGGAUGAAACACCAGAAUGGUUAAGUCUACUGACAUCAUGGAAAGAUUUUUUGACUAUAGCAAUGAAAUUUUUACCAUUCAAACUAGAUCCAACAGUAAAAGGUUUGUGUUUUAUCAAAUGUUUAGAAGUAUUGAACUCUCAAAUUGUGGAGAUGAAAGAUUUGAGAACUGUUAUAAUACUCUCGGAACUUUGCAUGGUCAGUUUGUCAUACUGGAGAAAUGAAAGUAUUUAUGGUAUCAGCCCUAAAAUUCUAUCCGAGAAUACAAUAAAAUUAAUUCAAAACAUAUUUGUAUCUUACGAUUUAUUUCAUAUGCGCGCUAAAGAAGCAUUGCUUUCUACUACAAUUUACUUGAUAAACAGUCUUGAAGAUUUAAUAAAAACUGAUAAUACAUUGUCAGUGAUUAUCCUUGAACCACUGUGUCGAAUUGUAUGUUUGGAAAUUAGAUUUUUAACAAAAGAAUGCAACAAUGCUUCUGAUAGAAAAGAAUCAACUUUAAUGUGUCAUCAAAAUCUCACUGAUAACACAUCAAUAAGUCAAAUAUCAAAUAAAAAGAAUGAUAUACCAAAAAUAGAUCAUGAUGUCACUCCUGCUGUCCUUAGCUUUAGUGCCAUAACUCAGCUCUUGAUACUUCACAAAGGUGGAUCGGAAAGUUGGAGAAAUGUUAUGAUGGAAACAUGCUUUGUUAACAAUAUAUUGAUGUGUCUCGAAAGUAUUGUGCAAAUACCAAAAAAAAUGAAAAUUGCAGUUGCUGCUUUUCAUACACUGAUACAUUUAACUCGGGGCAUUUUCUCUAAGAUGGUGCUUGAUUUUAAUGUGUCACAAUAUCUCUGGUUGCAAUUGUUACCACCAAAAUGCAUGGUUAAGGAAAAUUCAGAUACUAAUGAUACAAGUCUGUGGAGGGUGUUAGAUUGGUGGCAAUUGUACAGAAGUGGCAUAGAUUUUGUUCGUGUUGCAUUAGAACAGAAUCCUGAUUUUUUCAUGCAAGCAAUAGUGUUUGUGAGUGUUCAUGAAGAAUUUAUUCUUGAUGCUAUUUUGUUGCCCAGACAUUCCAUGGACAUUCAUGCAGUUCAACUUAGUGUUGCAGCUCUGGAAUUAGUUAAUGAAAUGAUCAAGUUUGGAAAAGAGUGGAAGGAUGAACAUGAAUCAUCUUACAUCAAUGUAAUGAAAGCUACACAGGUCACAGCUGACUAUGCUAUUUCUUUAAUGCAUCGUCCUCGAAUGUUAAAGUGCUAUGUGGAAGGUAUAACUGCAGAUUUGUUAAAUCUAAAUCGUAUCAGUGUUACACCUCAGCCUUCAACAAAAAUUGUUAUAAUCAUGAACAAAUUAUUGGAUUUAGUGACACUUUCAACUCGAUGUUUAUACUCCAUUGGGCCAAAUCUUUUAGAAAUGCUUGCAGGCUACGAAAUCAAUCUUACCAAAUAUCAACCUCUCGUUGACAUGCAAUUUGGUGCCCCAAAAUUAAGUUCUCUGGUUAAUAAUUCAUUAACAUUUGGAACAGUUAUGUCAGCUGUUUGUUUAUUCACCAAAGUACUAAACCAAUCAUAUAAGAAGAAUAAAAAGUAUUUAAAUCGAUUAAGAGGUGAUGUUGACCAUUAUAAGGUUGAAGAUUAUUCUUCAUUUGAAGUUGAAGAUAACACAGCAAGUGAUUUAUUCAGUUUAAAGAAAACUGUUCAGACUAUUCAAACUACAUCGCAAAUUGCCAAUUUGAGUACAAGCGGAAACUCAAUGAUUGCAACUACGGAAUGGCUGACAAAAUUCAAUUAUAAACGCACACUAUUUGCUUUGGAAAAUGUUAUGGCAUUUUUAGCCGCUCAAACUUUGUAUACAACAAUGAAUGCAGAAAUUACAAGUCGUGAUCAACAACUUAUUCGGCGCGAGUUAAGUACAGAGCUAUUAUCCUUUCAUGAAUUUGUACGAAAGAAAAUUUUGUCAUCAGAAGAUAUAAUGGUGCGAAAAAAGCUUGGGUCUUGUAAGUUGUAUGUCACCAAUCAUAACAGAAAUGACACAGGAGCGUCAGAUGAAGAGUGCAUCUCCUCGACAGAUGAACAAGAAGAAGACAUCAGUGGUGUUAAGGAAAUUCAAGAAUCGCCUCAGAGUACUAAGAAAAUGUCUGAGAAAUCUAUGCGGAUUGAUGUAAUUCGAAGACUACAUAUGGAAGCAACAUCACGUCAAAAAUCAAAAUUGACUCCUCAGAAGAGACCAAUGUCACGAGUAUCUCAUACAUCUGUUGUUGAUCAGAAUAUUGCUUCUAGUACAAUGCUUCAGCGAUCCACAUCUACGGAGGAACUGAUUAAAGGCAUGGAAGGGGUGCAUGCAGUUGUUGAAAUGUCUGAUUUAUCUCCUAUAAAGUAUUCUCCCUUAGAAAGUAUUAUAUCUAUGGAUGAAACAAUGCCAGCAGAAAGCACUCCAUUUCCACCUAGCACACCAUUGAGAGGUUCACCUGAGUUUUUCCCUGGAACUGAAACUCCUUCACCUGUUUCACAAAGUGACUCAUGUAUUACCAAUAUUAAAUUGUUAAGACCUCCAAGUGAAUCACCUAUUUACUGUCCUUUAACAGAUGUUUUAAUGCUUGAAGAAGAUUAUUUGCAUUUUUUAUCAUAUUUGUUUAUGUAUGUAUGUCCAAUGGACAGUUAUUAG
Messenger RNA from Ctenocephalides felis (cat flea), 5952 nucleotides. RefSeq names its product nucleoporin NUP188 homolog (gene Nup188). Lineage: Eukaryota; Metazoa; Arthropoda; Insecta; Siphonaptera; Pulicidae. The transcript is spliced from 13 exons. Gene Ontology annotation, molecular function: structural constituent of nuclear pore. Gene Ontology annotation, biological process: RNA export from nucleus; protein import into nucleus. The coding region runs from base 34 to 5952 and encodes 1972 amino acids. Gene Ontology annotation, cellular component: nuclear pore inner ring. The record is from RefSeq and is a predicted model, not a curated record.